Dicentrarchus labrax (European seabass) is the source of this 6483-nucleotide messenger RNA. RefSeq names its product kelch-like family member 3 (gene klhl3). The transcript is spliced from 15 exons. Lineage: Eukaryota; Metazoa; Chordata; Actinopteri; Moronidae. Gene Ontology annotation, molecular function: protein binding. The coding region runs from base 66 to 1997 and encodes 643 amino acids. The record is from RefSeq and is a predicted model, not a curated record.
UUAGUUCAAACCCCGGAGCGGUGCAUCCCGUCCAGACACGAUCUGCGCUCGGCUGCACGGAGCUCAUGCCUGCUGUGGUGUCUGACUCCGGGAGGAUGGACGGUGUGUCGUUGGGACACUGCCUCUCAUGUCUUACCAGUCUGGUGGCCACACCGGCCUCACCACGUCCAAACUGUACCACGGAUUCAGAGGAGGACACGGUGAAUGGAGGGAUGCACACCUUCAACCAGACACACAUGAGGAAGGCUUUCCAGCUGAUGAACGAACUGAGGAGUAAAAAGAUGCUGUGUGACGUCCAGCUGGUGGCGGGCAGCGUCGAAGUGCCAGCUCACAGGGUGGUCCUGGCGUCUUGUAGCCCCUACUUCUGUGCCAUGUUCACAGGGGAUAUGAGCGAGAGCAAGGCCCAUCAGGUGGAGAUCAGAGAGGUGGACGGACAGACGCUGAGAAAACUGGUUGACUACAUCUACACAGCAGAGAUAGAGGUCACAGAGGACAACGUCCAGGUUCUGCUGCCAGCAGCCAGUCUCCUCCAGCUGAUGGAUGUUCGUCAGGUUUGUUGUGAGUUCCUGCAGUCUCAGCUUCACCCCACCAACUGUCUGGGCAUCAGAGCCUUCGCUGACCUGCACACAUGCACACAGCUUCUCAACCAAGCCCACGCAUACGCCGAGCAGCACUUCACUGAGGUGGUGCAAGGAGAAGAGUUCCUGGGUCUUUCUCUGCAGCAGGUGUGCAGCCUCAUCUCCAGUGACAAGCUCACUGUUUCCACGGAGGAAAAGGUGUUCGAGGCUAUGAUAGCUUGGAUCAAGCACGAUAAGCCAGCGCGUCUAGAGUACAUGCCAAAACUGAUGGAGCACGUCAGACUUCCACUACUGUCCAGGGAUUACCUGGUACAGAUUGUCGAGGAAGAGGCUUUGAUAAAGAACAACAACACCUGUAAAGAUUUUCUCAUAGAAGCAAUGAAGUAUCACCUGCUGCCAGCCGACCAGCGGCACCUCAUCAAGACGGACAGGACCCGACCACGAACUCCUAUCAGCAUCCCCAAAGUGAUGAUUGUGGUGGGCGGUCAGGCUCCCAAGGCGAUCCGCAGUGUGGAGUGUUAUGACUUCCAGGAAGAUCGAUGGUACCAGGUAGCCGACCUGCCUUCAAGACGAUGCCGGGCAGGUGUGGUUUCCAUGGCAGGUCGUGUGUAUGCAGUUGGCGGGUUCAAUAGUUCGCUGCGGGAGCGAACAGUGGACGUGUACGAUGGAGUGAGAGACCAGUGGAGUGCGGUGGCGAGCAUGCAGGAGAGACGCAGUACGCUGGGAGCUGCUGUGUUGGCCGAUUUAUUGUACGCUGUGGGGGGCUUUAACGGAAGUAUAGUUUUUUUCUUCUUUUGUCUCUCUCUCUCUCUCUCUCUCUCUCUCUCUCUCUCUCUCUCUCUCUCUCUCUCUCUCUCUUGUGUGUCUGUAUCAGGUCUGUCGACAGUAGAGGCCUACAAUUAUAAAAGUAACGAGUGGAUGUAUGUAGCCUCCAUGAACACACGACGAAGCAGCGUGGGUGUUGGUGUGGUCGAUGGUAAGUUGUACGCAGUAGGAGGCUAUGAUGGAGCAUCCCGUCAGUGUCUCAGUACAGUGGAAGAAUACGACCCUGUCACUGAUCAGUGGUGCUAUGUAGCUGACAUGAGCACACGGCGCAGUGGAGCAGGGGUGGGUGUGUUGGGCGGUCAACUGUAUGCAGCAGGAGGACAUGACGGUCCACUGGUGAGGAAGAGCGUUGAGGUGUACGACCCACAGACCAACACCUGGAGGCUGGUCUGUGACAUGAACAUGUGCCGACGAAACGCAGGUGUCUGUGCCAUUAACGGGCUGCUGUAUGUCAUUGGAGGAGACGACGGCUCCUGUAACCUCUCCUCAGUAGAGUUUUACAACCCGGCCACAGACAAGUGGAGCCUCAUUCCCACAAACAUGAGCAACGGACGCAGCUAUGCUGGAGUCGCAGUGAUUGACAAGCCAUUAUGACGAGGGCCCUCGCACUGCGGCAGCUGGUCGCCUAGAGACUUGUACUGACGUCUGAAGCUCACCAUGCAAACGGAGAAGAGACGCCUAAGACGCAGUCCAAAUGGACGGGACGCCCUCAGUCCACAGCUUACUUAAUAACCAAGGAUGCGUUUUGAGGAGUUUUUUGGCGCUAAACCACAGCCAGACUUUUUUUGUUGCUACAAGCCAGUUUCCAUCACAGAGAUCCUGACUUUGAAGGACGUCGUUGCACUGGAUAAGAAACAGUAGCCACAGGAUGGUGGGCUUAUAAGAACUUUGUCUUGGUGAGUUCUCAAAUGCCAAGCACAUAACAAGUGGCUGUAUCAGCUGACAGAAGACUAACUCAGACGUUGGACUUUAGUGCUUUAGAUGCUCUGUGGUGUAAUGGCGGCGUUUAUGUGAUGGACCGUAUCAAACCUGGGAACCUGAAUACUGAUGAGGUUUUACCUGGGCACGCCAUGGGAGCCUUUUUUUUUUUAAUUAUGAGAUUUGCCGCAGUUUCCUAGAACAUAAAUCAGCUCAUGGCAACUGUUUGCUCGGCUUGAUUUUAAAGUAAUGAACCCAGUUUGAUUCCUGUGCGGACCGUCAGCAGGUCCAACUGUUGAACUACAUGGAAACAGCUCUUCAGAGAGCUGCGGCGUGGAGUGUAUUUGUUCUCAACCUGGAAGCCUGGACCAAGUGAGCCGCAAGAUAAUAUAAAGAAUGUAGAAAAACAUCUUAUAUGCAAAUCAGCCGUCAUAUUUAAUAUUUUUGAGAUUGUUUUUAAAGAGCUAGAGAACCACUGCUGUGGCUUUAGACCCAGGCUGGUUGAUCCCAUUCGACGCAGUAGGACUUGAUUCUGUUGUCGACACACACUACUGAUGCACUGAUCACUUGCACUGACUGAUACAGACCGGCAGGCUGGCUGUUUGACUCACUGAUUGGCUGGCCCAGACGUCAGCCUGUCUCACUGACCUGCUGUCAGACAGACGGCUGCUCAGCUGUCUGUCUCCGUUACUGACCGUACUCAUUGGAGCAUUUAAACGCACCACUCAAAGGCCAAUAAUUUCAUCCGAAAUUGUAAAAAAAAAAAGAAAGAAAAAAGUGCCAGUUAGGUCAAACAGAUUAAUGCUGGAGUCACGUGGUGUUUUUUUAAUCUCUGAAAUGAUGAAUUGUUUGUGUUCAUUGUCUAAGGGAGUGUGUCAAAAUGCACUGUAGAAAUUCAGCUGCACAGUUAUAAUGUAAAAGAUGCAGGUUUAAGAUUUUUCUAUUUAUUGUUUUGGGACAAUUGAUCACACAGCAUUUAUUCAUAACAAAGUGAGGUUCUCAUUUCAUUUUCUCAGCCUCGUGUUACACUUGUGCUCUACGCAUAUUCAUCCAGAUGAUAGUGGGUAUAUUUUAGGUGUAGUUAUUUAGUGGACUGACUGGUGCCAUAGCUUUUGAAGAAAAAGAGAUUAAUAGAAGCUGUUUUUAUGAAAGGUGUCCUCAGCCAGCCUUUCAUUGCUGCCUGCACUCUUCUAAAAAAUCAUGGAGUUAACUGGACGUGUUCGGCUGUGAUGACAGAAGUAUAUAAAACGCCUAAAAAAACCAUACUGUUGUUUUUGUAUGUUCAGUCAAUUUACAAGUCAUGUGUUCUACAUUAGUCCCAACCAUGUUAAUACUAACCUUAUUAAUACAAACCAUACAGUCAGAUUGAUUAGUGUCUUCCAGGAAGUUCAGAUUACCGUAUGAAACUCACUCGAGAUGCUGUAAGUGAUCACUGUGAAUAUUCCAGUUUUUUAAGGGACUCUCCAGGGUUGGACUUAUGUUGCUGCCUCGACAGACAGGACUGUUGGGGGGGCGGCAGUGCUGAGGUCUGGAGCACACAGUUACUUGCAAUGUAAUACAACAUCAGCGUGUGCACCACUCCAGAUCCUAGUUUACAUUGUUUGCUAGUUAUCUUGGCGUAGUAAUGCAGGUAAAUGGUGUGGAUUGUACGCUGUGUUCAUGUGUCUGUGGGCAGGAAGUGCAUUAUAAGCACCUUUAGAGGUCUGCUGCAGCACAGUGUUGCAGCAUGCACCAGCUAUAAUGUCAAUCAAGAGGUAAACAGUCAUAUUAGCAGUUUCUUACAUUAUGAAUGUGGCAGCACAAGUCUUGUGCUGUUAUUUGAAACUACUGCUGCAUUAAUUCAUUCUCUAUUUCCUACAUUAUAGACACUCGGUAGUUCGUACACUAUAAUAUUAUUUUGUGUUCUCACUGAUGAAGAUGAUGUUGUGUCAAAGGAGAAAUAUGAGAUUUCUCAUUAGGGUUUACACCAUGAACACUACUUUUUUGUUCUGUUUUCCUUCCAUUGUGGGGAUGUUUUAGGGAGUGUGUGGAGCAUAAAGUGCACUUGAACAACUGGAAGUUAUGUAAAUACACUUGGCAACAGAUAGGAGGUGAUUAGAAGCACAGCUUUGGGUGUUAGAGCCUCCCAUCAGCAUCUGAACAUACCAGAGGGAACAAUCUAUACUUUCUUCACUGCAUUACUGCUAUAAAUAACAACUGCUCUGUUCACUGGCAUGAGUCAUCUGAAGCAAAUCAAGUUUCUAUUAGUUUAACUUAAUAUAGUUUCUUAAUAAAAUGGAAACCAGUGGUCGCCUGGAAUGUAGGGAAAAUGUGUUAAUUAAUAACAGUAAGUUAUAACCGUAUGCAAUUCAAUGUAGAUCGGCUAAAACAUAAAAAAACACCAGUAUGGUUGAAUUUCAGUUCAUGUGUGACCUUGUAGAAAAAACAGAAUUUCACCUUGAGGUCCAUUUAGUAGCUGUUCUGGAGCUUUUGACCGUAUCACAUGGCCUUCAUUAGCAGACUGAGUUUGCUGAAUUAUCGUGGAGUCGUUGAUGUUCAGUGUCCGCUAUCCUGAGCACCUUCGGGACUUCUCCACCGCAUUAAAAGUUAAACUCAACCUAAACCUCAGCUGGUGAGCACUUGGUCGAAAGCUCCAGACGAGCUGCUAAAUGGACCUCGAAGUGAGUUGGUGAGGAGGUGUGGUCCUCGCAGUUUUCAGACGAGUAAUGUUCUUACUAAGCGCAGAUGUUCUAUUUUUAAUAUCAUAAACUGUGGGUGUCGUAAACUAAACGGUUGAUAUUGUGAGUUCAUUGACUGACGUGUGUUUGGGAGAUCUGUGAAGGUUGAAGUUUGUGCACUGUACUUGCAGAUGAUUUGUAAACCUUCAUACUUGAAAUAAUUAACAAAAAAACAACAACAAAGGCUUACUUUGCAAAAAAAAAAUGCUCUAAACUGACUUGUGCUGCUUUGUCUGGAAUUGUAAAAAUGUGCAUUUAGGAUCUUUUUUUUAAUUUUUUUAUAUGAAAUGAACUUCCAUCUUCUGGCACAUAAAAGCUGACUUUGUGUUGGACAGAAUAACGUGAACACAGGGAUCUUCCUCUAAGAGCACAACAGAGUUCUGCCAAGUUUAAUGUGUCCUUUGUUCAUUGUGAAGGUACACAGCAGUACACAGACACAGGUGGUUUAUAUGAUCUGUGUCACUGUUUGGGAUCUCUGAUACACCUUCAUCAGACACUGUGUGUGAAAUAUCAGUAACAGUUUCAUUAUGCAGAAUAAUAUCAGACAUUAAGUAAAAGUAAAUAUCAUGACGAUAUAUGCUAAGGACAGUGGGAAACUGUGUGCAUCCUCGAUAUAUCCUAUAAUAUUAGAGAUAAGAAUUUUUAAAGUACCGGAAUUUACAUUUUCUGCUACUUUAUACUCACUCCACUAAAUUUUACAGGGCAAUACUUUAAAAUAUGCUAAUUACUUCACUACAUUUAUCUGACAACUUUAGUCACUUUGUAGAUUCAGAUUUAAAACUAAAUAUAUCCAACAAAUGAACCAUGAUGUAUUGUUUCCAGGUUGAGACACUUUAUUCACAAGCAGCCCAGCAGUAUGAGAACUCAUUAAAAGAGCUUUACCAGGUGCAACAUGUACACAUACAUACACUGAUAACUACAGUAACGUAAUGGGCCAUUCUACAUACUGAGUACUUUGAGUAUAUUCUGAUGCAGGGGGAGAGAGAGGGGGAGAGAGGGGGAGGCACGCAGCAAAGGGCCACAGGUCACAGUGGAACAUGGCCGCUGCAGCAGGGACUCAGUCUUGGUAUUUGGGAGCACCAGCUCUACCAGGCGAGCAAUCAGGGCGCCCUCGAGGUCGUCAUUGUAACAUUUUUUAAAUGCAAUGCAUGAAAAGUCACCACAAACUCCUUCCACACAGCUGCUGAACUGGUGUCAGAUCAUGUGAUGUGUAGCACAAAGAAAGGAGACUUCAAAUCAUAAAUCUGUUCGUUAUGGAGAUGAUUGUCAUCAAAUUACAAAUGUCAUUAAUAAUGAGAUAUAAGCUGAAGGCUGCAGUGCUGCUCUUUGAUGAUUGAUUGACAGGUACAGUUAAUCAGCGACCUCUGACCUGUCCGUAGUGCUGAACCAUGCAGGUCUAUAUGUAAGUGUUUACAUAACAAUCCUAAUAAACUUACUACAGCGUA